ACGAUCCGUCAGCUUCAUGUGACCAGGAAACAUGGCGGAUGUAGAAGUAGCGAAGUCUUUGAGCGGACUGUUGAACGGAAUAGCUCAGAAAGUAUAUUAUAACAACACCGAAAUCACAGAGGAGCUGCUGAAAGAUGAGCUCUACCCCGAGCUGUCGGAGGAGGAGUUCAAGGCUCUGCAUGAGAAAAUGAAAGGCCUGCUAAAGUCUAUUGCCACGGCAGACAUGGACCAUGCCCAGCUGGAGGCCUUCCUCACGGCGCAGACCAAGAGGCAGGGCAGCAGCGGGGUGACUGCCGAACAGGCCGCUGCCCUCUCUCGCUUCUGGAAGAGCCAGCGGGUCCGGGUGAGGGAGAGCUUGCUGGCUCAGAGCCGCUGGGAGCCCGGCCUCAGGGGCCUCUCCUGGAGGGUGGACCUCCAGACUGCAGCCAGCCGGGGGGAUGCGGCUCACAGCGGCCCGGUCGCCCUGAUGGAGCUGGAGCUUGGCAGAGCCGGUCAGGACUCAGAGUUUGUGUGUCUGGAGUUUGAUGAAGCCAAAGUCAACCAGGUGCUGAAGAAGAUGGCUGAUAUCCAGGAGAGCAUCGACAGAAUCGUCCACCGCACCUAAAACUCAAACAGCAGAGAAACAAUGGGGCGUGGCUCUGACUGAGAGACGACCGACCAACUCCAGCUCUCUACUCACACACAAGUGGGAGUGGUUCAGAUCUGUAUAUGCCAGAAGGGAUCCAAUGUGGCUUCUGCACCUGCCUACAGACUCAGAAACGAAAUAGUGUACAAGAUAUGAUCACCAUACACAUGCAUUUAGACAUGUUCAAAUCUGCCAUAAUUGAAAGUGCUGGACUGUUUUAUUACAUCAGAGCGACCCUUUUGCUGUCCUCCUCUGAUAGAAUGAAUGUUCCUCUCUGAUCACAGCGGCAAAAAAAUGCAGCACUGGCCUUUUAAGAUAAGGGGACGAUAAGGUCAUUGAAUAAAGGUUUUCAGAGUCUUUGCAAUUAAGAAGUUUAAAGCAGGAUUUUUGGAUUGUACAAUGGAGCAAAAAUCUUUCAAAUGAACACAGCAGUUUGAUGUCAGAGGUUUGACUAGGAUGAUAUAACUUUCAAUGUGUUCAGGGAGCGAUUGCAGAUAAUCGAAGCAUACUACUGAUACCUAAAAUGUUAGCAAGGUAACAUAAGCAUUUAGCUCAAGUAAAGCUUACAAAGUCCAGUUUAGACUGAUAAAGGCUGGCCUGUUACGGCAUUGAGAGGCCUUAUCAGGCAGCUGAAAAGUGUUUAGAGCUUCCUGUUCCUUUAAGACAGAGGUGUCAUCAUCCAGUCCUGAGCCCACCUGGUGUCAGGUAGACGUACAGGUGAGGCAUGGCCCAUCAGUCUUUAAGAGGAACAAAAGCCUGCAGGACAUCAGCACAACCUAUCAUUAUAUAUCAUUUUAGUGGUGCUAAUUAGCAGAGUUUCAGGAGCGGGACCACACAACAGCCACGUCAUCGCCAGCAUUUCCAUAAAUACCCACACGUAUCCUGCAUCCGUCCCCUACCACCCCUUUCUCUGUCCUGCCUCCUGAUCUUCUUCCUCUUCCAUAGGGUUAUAAGGGGGUCCGUCGUGCCCCGGUGCUACGGCGGAUUUCCCUAUCGUAGCUUCCCCACAACGCUUUCGAAUGUCUCUUCGGCAACCGCAAGUCUCGUACAUCUUCUGUUUCGAUCAUCAGUAAAUCAUUUAAUCACACCUGUUGACUGUGUGGUCCUUGCUAGGGAAAAACCGAUCCAAGACAUGCAGUUAGUAAAUACUUUCCACAUCUAUCCAGUGGGGUACACCACUUCCUGUAAGUGAAUACUUAUUGUGCAUGUUGGUAAAUAAAUAAAUAGUGAAAUGGC
Micropterus dolomieu (smallmouth bass) is the source of this 1861-nucleotide messenger RNA. RefSeq names its product copper metabolism (Murr1) domain containing 1 (gene commd1). NCBI's taxonomy places the organism in Eukaryota, Metazoa, Chordata, Actinopteri, Centrarchiformes, Centrarchidae. Bases 32 to 604 code for a protein of 190 amino acids. The record is from RefSeq and is a predicted model, not a curated record. Gene Ontology annotation, biological process: regulation of proteasomal ubiquitin-dependent protein catabolic process; negative regulation of protein localization to cell surface; negative regulation of sodium ion transmembrane transport. Gene Ontology annotation, cellular component: endosome. The transcript has 3 exons.